Molecule: messenger RNA, 4879 nt
Organism: Pipistrellus kuhlii (Kuhl's pipistrelle)
Lineage: Eukaryota; Metazoa; Chordata; Mammalia; Chiroptera; Vespertilionidae
Gene: PLEKHG1
Product: pleckstrin homology and RhoGEF domain containing G1
Exons: 16
Coding region: 103-4623 (1506 amino acids)
Molecular function (GO): guanyl-nucleotide exchange factor activity
Source: RefSeq, a predicted model, not a curated record
CUCUGCUCAUGUCUUCAUUGUGAUUUUUGCUGUUGUCUGCUGUUGCUUGUCUCAUUGGCCACACUUUCCCGGGGCCUCCCGAGGGAGGCGACCAGGAGAUGGAUGAGUGUGUGGGUGGAGGACGGAGGCGGGCGGAACUGCCCAGACCUGUCUGCCCUGGGUGUAGUGCCUCAUCCCAGGUGGACAGGAUUCUCCUGGGGGUGGCAGUCUGACAGCCAUCCACCCCGUCCCGUCACCGCGGGCCACAGCUGCCUGGGGAGCAUGCUGUCAACAACCAUGGUGGGGGCCCUGGUCCGAGGAUGGAGGAAUCGGAGCGCUCCUCGGAGGGCUGGAUCCAGGCUUCUCCUCCCACAGAGCCAGGACGGGAUUCGGAUCCGGGAUGUCCACCAGUUGCAUCUUGAUGUGCCAUUAACUGUAACCGAAGAUCCAGAUCCCAAGACCACAGCCAAGCCUUCCCGCUGCCAAGAACGGAAGGCGAUGGAGCUCUCGGACAGUGACCGCCCGGUCAGCUUCGGCUCCACGUCGUCUUCGGCUUCUUCCCGGGACAGCCAUGGUUCCUUCGGCAGCCGAAUGACCCUGGUUUCCAACAGCCACUUGGGCUUGUUUCCCCAGGACAAGGAAGCUGGGGCCAUCAAGCUGGAGCUGGUGCCAGCCAGGCUGGUUUCCAGCAGCGAGCUGCAGAGGGACAGCCUGGCCGGGCAGCAGAGCCCGGAGGUGGGCAGCGAGAGGCAGCCCUGGGCCCAGCGGAGGGGGGAGGCCAGCGGGGCCGCCAAAACAAGUGCCGAAUCGGCCACCAGCCCCAAGCUCCUCUACGUGGACAGAGUUGUUCAGGAGAUCCUGGAGACGGAAAGGACGUAUGUGCAAGAUUUAAAAAGCAUUGUAGAGGAUUACCUUGACUGCAUCAGGGACCAAACCAAACUUCCUCUGGGGACAGAAGAAAGAUCAGCCCUUUUUGGAAACAUACAGGAUAUCUACCGCUUCAAUAGUGAACUUUUGCAAGACUUGGAAAACUGUGAAAAUGACCCUGUGGCCAUAGCAGAAUGCUUUGUGUCCAAGAGUGAAGAGUUCCACAUUUACACCCAGUAUUGCACCAACUACCCGAGAUCCGUGGCCGUGCUGACGGAGUGCAUGAGGAACAAGACCCUGGCCAAGUUCUUCAGGGAACGUCAGGAAACUCUGAAACACUCGCUGCCUCUGGGGUCCUAUCUCCUGAAACCAGUUCAGCGGAUUCUCAAGUAUCACCUCCUUCUGCAUGAAAUAGAGAAUCACCUCGAUAAGGACACAGAAGGCUACGAUGUGGUGCUGGACGCAAUAGACACGAUGCAGCGAGUGGCCUGGCACAUCAACGACAUGAAGCGGAAGCAUGAGCACGCCGUCCGGUUACAGGAGAUACAGAGUUUGCUCACCAACUGGAAGGGGCCAGACCUGACUAGCUACGGGGAGCUGGUGCUCGAAGGAACCUUCCGCAUCCAGCGGGCCAAGAACGAAAGGACCCUCUUCCUCUUUGACAAGCUGCUUCUCAUCACGAAGAAGAGAGACGACACGUUCACGUACAAAGCUCACAUCCCGUGUGGCAACCUCAUGCUCGUGGAAGUGAUCCCCAAGGAGCCGCUCAGCUUCAGCGUCUUCCACUACAAGAACCCCAAGCUGCAGCACACCGUGCAGGCCAAGUCACAGCAGGACAAACGCCUGUGGGUUCUGCACCUGAAGAGACUGAUCCUGGAGAAUCACGCGGCCAAGAUCCCGGCAAAGGCAAAGCAAGCAAUACUAGAAAUGGAUGCCAUUCAUUACCCUGGCUUCUGCUACAGCCCCGAGGGACAGGCGAAAACCUGCUCCACUCCCUACCGGCUGAGAAGAAAAUCUGAACCUUCCUCGAGAUCACAUAAAGUUUUGAAGACCAGUGAAACAGCACAAGACAUUCAAAAGGUGUCCAGGGGAGAAGACUCUCCCCAGCGGAGGUCGGCGGGGCCGUCACCCGCGCAGAGGAACAGCCAGCCCAGCGGCUCGGCCAUCCUCAGCGCCCUCCGCGGGGGCGCGGCCGUCAGGAACAUCUGGACGGACCAUCAGAUCCGGCAAGCCCUGUUCCCCAGCCGCCGGUCCCAGGAGCACGAGGAGGACGACGACGACUACCAGAUGUUCAUGCCGUCCUUUUCCUCCUCCGACCUGAACGCCAGCCGGCUGUGCGAAGACGGCACCUCCAGCCGCCCCUGCAGUUGGCACCUGGGACACCUCGAGCCCACAGAGCCCGCCGGCUCUGGCCACAGGGUGGUGAGGCGGGCCAGCAGUGCUGGCGAGAGCAACGUGUGCCCUCCGGAAAUAAGGAUCCGGGACAGCGACGGCUCUCAGUACAGUCCGCAAAGGGAACUGCAGGAGGACCCCAAGACAGACGGGCAGGACGGAAGGACACCCUUCGGGUCAUCCAUCGAGCUGACCCUGGACGACAUAGACCACGUCUAUGAUAACAUAAGCUACGAGGACCUAAAGCUCCUGGUUGCCCAGCGGGAAGAAGCUGAAUCGGCCACCCCCAAAUCAGCCAGGGACUCUGUGCGACCCAAGAGCACCCCGGAGCUGGCCUUCUCCAAGAGCCACGAGAAGAACCCUCUGCACGCCAGGAGAGGGGCGCCUCGGCCAGGGCGGGAGGCGUCCGACCAGAGCAUCCAUGAACUGGAGGCGGUGGAAGAGAACAUCUACGACACCAUCCGCCUCCCAGACCCGCCCGCGCUGGACCUGAGCUGCAGCAGCCUCCCGCGGCCCAAGAGGAACACCUUCCUGGGCCUAGAGGCCGACUUCGCGUGCUGCGACAGCCUGCGGCCCUUUGUGUCCCAGGACAGCCUGCAGCUCGGCGAGGACGAGGCGCCCUACCCCCCGGGCCCCUCGGACAACCACUACUUGAGCUUGCUCUACGACUCCUUCGGCUGCAGCCUGUCCCUGGCGGAGAAGUCUCUGUCCGACAAGCUGUCGGAAGAAGUGGACGAGAUCUGGAACGACCUGGAGAAUUACAUCAAGAAAAACGAGGUCAAGGCCCGAGACCGGCUCCUUGCGGCGUUCCCUGUCGGCAAAGAGGACGUGGUGCCCGACCGGCUGCACUCGGAGAGCGCCCCCGAGCUGAGCCAGGACGCGGCCCGGGCCCUGUCCACCCUCUCGCUGCCCGAGAGCCGCACCCUCCUCACACUGCAGGACAGGCCGGGCAGGGCCAGCCGGGCCAGCUGCCCGCUGGGAGGGGACCUCCUGGCUCAAGAAGGCUCCUUUCUCAGCCUCAACCGGCUCUCUCUGGCCAGCGAGGGGCCCCGCCUGGAAAAUCCCUACGACCUGGCCAACAGCAGCCUGUUCCAGGCGGACCUGGACAGCCUGGAUCCUGGGGUGGAUGCCACGGAUAAGACCAAAAGCCGGGUAUUUAUGAUGGCGAGGCAGUACAGCCAGAAGAUCAAGAAGGCCAAUCAGCUUUUGAAAGUGAAAAGCCUGGAGGUGGAGCAGCCCCCGGCCAGCCAGCCGCCUAAAGCCGGGCACAAGGACCUGGCUGCCAUCCUAGAAGACAAGAAGCAAGGAGGGCCCGCCAUCGGUGCCAGGAUUGCUGAGUAUUCCCAACUGUAUGACCAGAUUGUGUUCAGAGAGACUCCCUUUAAGACUCAGAAGGAUGGCUGGUCCAGCUCUCAAGAAUCUUCCAACCUGAGAUCUGCAUCCCCUUCCCAGACCCAACAUGGUAGCGAGGAUUGGCUUUUGCACUCAACCUACAGUAAUGGAGAAUUAGCAGAUUUCUGUCACCGGCCAGGGCAAGACUUGAAGCCAAAAUAUCCUACUUUGGAGAUCAACACAAAAAAUAUUCCAAGGCAUUUGUCCACAGCCUGCUCUGUGCCUUCUCUGCAAACCUCCGACCAUCUGCUGGGCUCCGUGCAGAGACACAGUGUGGUGGUCAGUCAGCCCAACAAGGAGAACUCAUGUCAAGGCCAUUUUUACAACUCUUUGGGUCGGAAAGGAUUCAGCGCUAAAUCUCAGCCUUAUAACAGGUCCCAGUCAUCUUCCUCCAUCUUGAUAAACAAGUCAGCGGACUCCAUCAACUACCCUAAUGAAACGGGGAGGAAACAGCUGUUGUCUUUACACAACAGUUCAAGGUGUGAGAGCCACCAGGAUUUGCUGCCUGGGAUAGGUGACUCGCGUCAACAGGGUACUGGAAAAUACUCCGAUCUCACUCUCCAAGACUCACAGAAAGUUCUGGUAGUAAAUAGAAAUGUACCCUUAAAUGCCCAGAUAGCUACCGAGAACUAUUUUUCCAAUUUCAAAGAGACUGAAGGAGACGAAGAUGACUACGUGGAAAUAAAGUCAGAAGAAGAAGAGUCAGAGUUUGAGCUAUCUCACAAUCGUAAAAAGAGAUCUGACCCAAAGAUAGCGCAUGCAGACUUUUCUGAUAAUGUCGGCAGCAACAACCCUCCUUGCUCUCUGAAUAGUCCGAGCACUCCCAAAAAGCCAGUGAGCGGCAAACUUGGGGUUUCGCCCUAUCUGACACCAUAUGACGAUUCUGACAAACUGAAUGACUAUCUUUGGAGGGGCCCAUCUCCCAAUCAGCAAAACAUUGUCCAGAGUCUGAGGGAAAAAUUCCAGUGUCUUAGUUCUAGCAGCUUUGCCUAAGGCUCUUAACAGCCGCUGCCCGCAUUCACUUCUUCCUAUGCUCAUGACUGGGGCGUGUUUUCUAUGUACCGGAUUAAAAACAAUUUUGUAAUGACCAGAGGUGUAAAAUGUACUUUCUUUUACAGCACAACUUGUUGAAUGGCUGAUGAUCCAGCCAGGAUUGUACUGUAGCCAGUGUCGGCAUCUUACCUGUUUUCUGAUGCUGGUUAUCUUCCUGUUUCAUGUAAGUCAGUCUUACUUGAAAAUUUCUAGAUGC